AUGGCUGCUGUUGCCAGCGCAGCCAGCUUUCGUGUUGCUUCCGCGCCAGUGGACCGUCACUUGGCAGCUGAGCAACAAUACCGCGCGGAGAAAUAUGUCGGCCUACUCUAUCGGGGUGCAGCCCAAGAAGAAGGACCCACCCGCCGCCUCAAGGAAGAAGGCGAAAACGACGUUGUCGCUGCGGGUGCUGCUCCAGAAGAAGAAUACCGCCACCUGGAAGCCCAGCAAGACAAGGAGAGCGAACGCCGCCUCAGCUUCACUGAUGCUGCCGCGCCAGUGGACCGUCACUUGGCAGCUGAGCAAAGAUUCCAAGAGCUGAAACAUGUCGGCAUUUUGUCUCGGGGUGCAGCCCAAGAAGAAGGACCCACUCGUAGCCUGACCGACUACCUCUUUGUGCCCGUGCUGCCCAGUGCGCACAUUCAGAACGAAGAAGGGGACAUCCGCGCCGGCCAAAAGCCAUCCAGCGGCUUCUUUGAACUUCCGGACUAA
This is a messenger RNA of Aphanomyces astaci, 489 nucleotides long. RefSeq lists its product as hypothetical. Bases 1 to 489 code for a protein of 162 amino acids. The transcript has 2 exons. The record is from RefSeq and is a predicted model, not a curated record. NCBI's taxonomy places the organism in Eukaryota, Oomycota, Saprolegniomycetes, Saprolegniales, Verrucalvaceae.